Messenger RNA from Seriola aureovittata, 5041 nucleotides. RefSeq names its product G protein-coupled receptor 182 (gene ackr5). The transcript has 2 exons. The record is from RefSeq and is a predicted model, not a curated record. Gene Ontology annotation, cellular component: membrane. Bases 2929 to 4029 code for a protein of 366 amino acids. Gene Ontology annotation, biological process: G protein-coupled receptor signaling pathway. Gene Ontology annotation, molecular function: G protein-coupled receptor activity. Lineage: Eukaryota; Metazoa; Chordata; Actinopteri; Carangiformes; Carangidae.
GGCUCAGGAGGUAGAGAGGGUCGCCCACUAAUCACAAGAAGGGUGGUUUGAUCCCUUGCUCCUCUUGGGCAAGAUACUGGACCCUAAAUUGCCGCUGAUGGCUGUGAAUGUGUCAGUGAAUGGGUGAAUAUGACAAGUGUGAUUGAUUGUAAAGCACUUUGAGAGGCUCAAAACGACUAGAAAAGCGAUACAUGGGUGCAGUCCAUUUACCACUUUGGCUCAGACUGAAACAUGUCGUGUAAUUUUAUACAAACAUUCAUGGUCCCACAACGAUGAAGCUGAACUCCUAACCUUUUUUCUUGCACCACCAACUCUUAUAUGAAUCACCAUGAUAUUAUAUAAUAAUAGAUACCCAUCAAGCCUAGAGGAUUAUCCCUUGUGACUUUUCCCUGUCAGUUCAGAUUAGUUUCUGCUUAUCCAGUGAAAUCUCUCAACAUCUACGAUGGAUUGGCACCAAAUUUUGCAAAAACAUUCAUGGUCUCCAGAUGAUGUUUCCUAAUGACUGUGGUGAUCCUUCUUCUAGUGCCACCAUGAGACAUAAGACACCGGAGAAGUGUAAAGUAUGGGUUCUUUGAAUAACUUUGGUAGGUACGUGGUGUUGUGCAGGUUGGAAUAUCUGGUAACCUAUAGGUGAUUCUUUAUAGUUGUUUUUUAGUCUCGGAUAACAACAUGUUGAGGGUCAAGGACUGUUCUUUGUCUCAUACUUUCCAGAAGAUGUUUUUCUGCUGACUGGUUCCUUCCUGUUUGAUCAGAGGAGGCAGAAGUUGCUGACUGGUUCCUACUUGUUUCACUAGAAACUGAGUGGACUUACACAAUAGGAUUCAGACAGGAUGAGCAAUGAGAUUGAGGGAAUAGUUGAGGGGGUUAUUGAGCUACAAAAUGCUGACGAGCUGGGUGGGCAGUAGGAACACCUAGGCCAGGGAGCACAUCCCAUUAAUCAGCGUGAAUCACGGCCAACACAAACGUUCCUGCUUUCGCUCUGUAUGAGGCUGACCUCUAGACUUGACCUCAACAGUCCAUCACACAAGGACACUUGUGAGCUUACCCAGGAGCAGCUGCUCCGGGUUGCUCAAUGGCAUCAUUUCAUCAGAAGAGACAACAGAGUUCCUCUUGUUCCUUGUGUAAUUUUUUGAUUAACUUUUAUGACGAUGAUGUCAUUGCCUAAUCUCGUGUCUCAGUUAAAUAAACCAGAUCAGUGGAGCCACAUCUGUUCUGUCACCACCUGCACCGGCUCAAGUGAAGCCAAAUUGCAGCUCAUUUGGAAGGUGUUGAAAUAUUGUGAUAAUGAGGAUGUGUGUGUGUACGUCUAGGUUAAAGAGCCCCCUUCCUCAGUGAGGUUGAUGUUCCCCAGGCUGCCCACCUCCCCCCCCCUCCACUCUGCUCCGCAGCACAGGGAACAAGGGGUGCUUCCUGGCAUUGUUCUCUGCUAUGUGGAGCCUGUUUUUACCGUUUCUGCACCAUUCCUACCAGCCAUAUGCAAAUUUACACACACGAUCAUGUAAGGUAGUUCACUGAGGAAACUCACUAAUAAUGAGUUAAUGCAAACAACAAAUAAAACUGAAGCUAAGUUAACCUGUAAGAUUCAUGGGAACUUUUUAAUGCUGGAAAAAUCUGAUUUGGGUUUUUACGACCUCUAAACAGAAACCAAAUCGACCCAGUACACACGCUACAGGUGGACCAGGCCCGCAUAUUUUAAAUCCUGUAUUUUAGAGAGCAAGUGAGAUGAACAUGAACAAAACAUGACUCAUGUCCUUCAAAAACAGAAAGACGAGCGUGAAAAAUACUGGAUAAAAACCGGAUUGUCAGUCUCAGGUAACAAACCUUUAGCCACGCUAGCAGCAUGGCUGCAGGGAGGGCAAUGUCAAUCAGUUGGUUCACUACUUUGGUCCAGACUGAAAUAAAUCAACAAGUAUUGGAUGGAUUGCCAUGAAGUUCUGGUUCGUGGUCGGAUGAAUCCUAAUAAUGUUGUUGGCCUCUUCCUUUAGCUCCACCAUCAGGCCAAGUUUCCAGUCAAAUAGCUUAACGUCUUAUGGAGAGAUUGGCACAAAAUUUGUUAACGAUAUUCAUGUUGCUCAGAGGUUGAAUGUGUCGAAACAAUUACUGGAUGAAUUGCAAUGAAGUUUAACACGUUCAUGCUCCAAACCUGGAAUCACUUUGAUGAUGCCAUUAUUUUUUUUUUAAUCUUGCGCCAUCAUCAGGUCGAAAUUUAAAUUUGUCCAGUAAUAGUGAACAUGGUAAACGUUAUACCUGAUAAACAUAAUCAUGUUAGUGUUUAGCUCAAAGCACCUUUAAGCUUUAAACUGUUUUUAUUUCUCCUUUUCUUCCAUAUUAGGCCACAGUGCUUAAAUCCCAGUGUAGUGAAGGUCUGUGUUAAACGUAGAUCCCCCCCCACAUCUGUUUUCCUAGUAAAUUACUUUUUUAAUUUUUUUUAAGUAAAGUGAAAUAGUAACGAAAAGGUUAAAUAGAGGAGAAGUAUUAAAACAGCGGUUAUUAUUAUUAUUAUUUACUAUUAUAAGUCUUAAUGUGUUUAUUCAAGGUUCUCCCAAUAGUAUUGGAUCUAAAUUUUGAGAAACACCUUUAUGUCUGAACACAUUGUUUUCAAACUGCAAUUAACUUUGACUCCGUUUAGUUGUGUGUGGGCGUCCCUGGACUUCUAUACCACUCCCCAUUACCCACUGAGGAUGUCCUGUUAGAACUGUGUGUGUGUGUGUGUGUGUGUGUGUGCGUGUGCGUGUGUGCGUUAAUGAGAAAUGGGAAGGUAGAAAGUCCGGGCUGCUUGAUUACUCAGAUAGCCCUCAACAUUAGAGCUGGAAGGAGUCAUCUGGUUUCUGCAGGCUUCGCACAAAAAAGACUCUCCAGAAGACAACCAGGCCUCAGGAGGGACCUGCCCCUCUUCAUCUCCAGUACACUCAUCAUCACCGCGAGACCAUGAGCACUCCCGAGCAGAACCACUCAAUAGACUUCUUAAAUGGCACACCGUGGUUUGUCUAUGAGUGCACCAUCCAGCUCGAUGCGGACUACCGGCGCAUCGCCCUCUUCUUGGUCUACCUGUUCGUCUUCAUGGUGGGCCUGCUGGAGAACGCACUGGUCGUCUGGGUGAACUGGCGUCGGCGCCACUCUGCCAACGGGGUUCUCUUCUGCGUCAUCAACGUGAGCCUGUCGGACCUGAUGGUGAUCGUGAUCCUGCCGUUCUUCAUAAUGGAGGUGACCAUGGACAGGGUUUGGCUGUGGGGCCGCUUCCUCUGCAAGGUCACCAACCUCAUCUACGUGAUCAACUUCUACAGCAGCACCUUCUUCCUGGCCUUCAUGACCCUGGAGCGCUACCUGUCCCUAACCAGACCCUCGUCUCCGUCCCUGUUCCCUGUGGCGGGCCGGCGGCGCUGGGUGCUCUGCGGAGGCCUGUGGUUGUUCUCCUUUUUCCUGGCUCUGAUGGAGAACGUCCACGUGGAUCUUCUGGAGUGGGACGAGCCCGGCUGUUACAUGGUGCCUGAGUACAACUACACCGAGUGGUACGUCUGCGUGGCUAUCUUCUGCCUGCUCUUCCAGUUCCUGGGCCCUGCCGCUGUCAUCGUCACCUGCAACGUGCUGAUCGCUCGAGCAGUUAGAACAGCUCCAGAUGUGCAGGGCCGGCGGGACGUGUGGCUGGUGCAUGUGUACUCCCUGGUGUUCAUCAUGUGCUGGCUGCCCUACCACAUGGUUAUGUUCCUCAUGAUCAUAGACGACCUCGACCCUCACAUCUUCAGCUGCAACACAAUAGAAGUCCUCUACUUCUCGUUCAGCGUGGUGCAGGGCCUGUCUCUUUUCCACUGUGUUGCCAACCCCAUCCUCUACAACUUCCUCAGCAAGAGCUUCCGCAACAACCUGAUCAACACGGUGGUGACCUGCUUACCCAGAGAAGGGUCUGCGGACCAGGUGGGAUCAGGAAACCAACCCAACGCUCCGAACGGCGGCGGCGGCGGCGGCGGGGACCCGGGAAAGCAGCGAAAGUUUAGCAACGCCAGCACAAGCCAGUCUGAUGUUGGAUCAUAAGAAAGAAGCUGAGAUAAGAAAAGAGUGUAAGCUUCAGGAGUGAGACGUUUGACAGAACCGAAUCACAGUGUUGGUGCCUCAGAAAACCAGAGGCAUGGAUUGUAUCUAUUCACUCUGGUCAUAGACUCAUUGUGCUGUUUGUUGUGCAACAGAUGGGCUCACCAACACCUUCCUCUCAUAAUCCACUUCCUGUUUUUACUUUCAUCAUGUAUCUGAUCACAGUUUUACACAGAGGAAGGCAGGAAAUGUUUGAUGUUCUUUUUUUUUUUUUUUUUUUUUUUACCCUCAAAGCUGCUCAAAUCCCACAGGAACUCACAGCAGCAGCCACUAAAAUUUAAUGGUACACGGGAAGACCAGUGCCACACCAGGAAUGUGUGUAAACAAAUGCUGCUGUCUGUCCAGUGCCAGAUAAGAGCCAUCCUCAUACCCAUAUAAACAUGUGAAAAUGUAACUGAAUAGCCCAUAGCACACACAGAUAAAUUAUAGCUCACAUUUAUCGGUUUCUUAGCUGCUGUAGUCUAACAAAUUCUGUUAAAACACGAUCAAACACUGUCUGUAUCCAUCUGAGCUGCAAAACCUGAGUUGAGUUUUGUACUUUUGUUAUCGUGAUGGAGUAGAGCGAUGGAAAAAGCAUGUUUGGUAGCUUAACGUGUUUGUUUUACUGAGUUUGCUGUUCUUGCACUUGGCUAUCUCCCCUUCUUGCACAUACUGUUGAUCUUCAUCUACUUCCAUCUGGAAUGUGUCACAAUCAACGCUUGAAUGAUAAAGAAGGCAGAAAAAAAGGAAAAGGGGGACUGUCAGUCCACGGAUGGCACAAUGGCAGGAAGAGACGAGGCUUUAAAAAGGGCAAAGGUCACGAGCCCCUGGAAGCAGGAGGUUCACAACACCAGGCAGAUUUCUGCAAGUUCAUCACUGGAAUUCUGAUGAUGGAUGAAUUUUUUUGGUUCAGGACAUUGUAAAAAAGGUCGUCCAAAACAGAUUUUUGAAAAAUCAUUAAAGGUUGAUAACAGUU